AAAAUGGUGAAAACAAAGUGGGUGUACUACUUCAAUAAAGAGGAGCUUGUGACCUAUACGACGGAGUUCGGCCUUGACAAUUCGGGGACCGUCGAGGAGCUGCGUAAACGCCUCUCUACAUUUGUACAAGAGGAAGGGGAGACUGAGAACCAUCGCGAUCGGGUCACUGAUUUAGCGCUUAAGCAUACGAGGUCUACAAGCGCGGGGAACGCACCAACACCGAAGAGACCCGAAGUGCUACUACUACCGCCUACACAACAACCCAUCAACGACGACAGCACAAGAGGAACGCCGAACGUGUCCAUGUAUCCAGUAUACGUCGACUCACAACGAUCAGCCCCAACUAUCAUGGACCGCGUACGCAAAUGGGGCGUCAAAUACGAUGGCGGCAAGGACCCGCUGGGUUUCAUCGAACGCGUCGAAGAAUUAGCCGACGGGUACGAGAUAGAAAGAGACGCACUUCCACGAGCAUUACCCGAGUUAUUUAAGGAUAGAGCCCUCGUCUGGUUACGAAACAAUCACGGCCACUGGAGAGACUGGGAGACGUGUAAGCGAGAUUUCCUGAAGUUCUUCCUGAAUUCCCGGUAUUUCGAAAGACUCGAUGAUGAGAUACGGCAGCGUGUUCAACGGCCCAGAGAGGCAUUUAAGGACUAUGUACUAGCGCUACAAGGGCUAAUGCGUCAUUCCGACUAUACGGAGGCACAAAAGCUGCGGCGCAUCUAUAAGAACUGCCGAAGCGAAUGCCAGCUGUACAUUAAACAAACCGAGUUCAACACUCUUGGAGAGUUGGUAAGUCUGGCAGAAGACUACGAGAAUAUUGUAGCAGAGAAGGAGUCGCAACGAGCAUUGCCCCGCGCAAUAACCCCGAGACGAAAUGAAGAGCGCAACUACACUAUCCGAGAGGAGUAG
This is a messenger RNA of Rhagoletis zephyria (snowberry fruit fly), 909 nucleotides long. RefSeq lists its product as uncharacterized. The record is from RefSeq and is a predicted model, not a curated record. NCBI's taxonomy places the organism in Eukaryota, Metazoa, Arthropoda, Insecta, Diptera, Tephritidae.